UGGCUCUGAAGUCAUUGCCAUGCACAAUCUCGAGUAAACUCAUCACGAGGCUCGACCUCCGCAGCGCCAACAGCUGCCUGCAAUCAACAAAUUGCAGUCAGUGGGAGCUGAAUGCAAGUUGGACUGUUUUUGUCAUCACUGCCCUUUUUUUUGCUUGCAUUUGUUUUUUGGCGCAUGCAAAAGGGCUGCCACUUUUUGUGGAGACUUUGCUGCCACUGUUGGAGCUGGGGUGGAACCUGUCAUGGCUGCUCUGUUAGGGCUUAUUUGGAUUUCCUUUCUGUUGUUGGUCUGCUUUGGUCUUUCUUCUCAAAAUGGUUUCAAGGUAGAUGCAUCAACUAGCUACCCAAGGGUACUUGAUCGACAAAAUCAGGACUCUGUUGCUCCAAACUACAAAAGAGGAAAUAAUCAGCACCAGGACUUAGUUCCCCCAAACAAUGAGCUGGAUGAGAGCGCGCCUCAGCCUCGACAUCAGCAUCGGGACUCUGGAUUUCAGCAUCCGUUUAAUCUUUUAGUACAGGAGCAUACCAAAGACAGAGCUGUGGAGGGGAUCAGUUUUCCAGACAUCAACAAUCUCAACCAGUUUAUAGAAACUUUGAAAAGUUCUUUCUUGACUCCCGGUAAGGACUUGGCACAUUUUCAAACGGCAAGACGGAUGAUGAUGAUGAAUGAAAUAGCUGGAAGACGCUCUGCUAAAGAAGAGAAUGUAGAUGAUGAAGGCACUAAAGGCAACAAAGUGUGGAGUGAAGGCUUAAUUUCAGGGUAUGGACAACGUGGGCAGGAUGUCGGCUAUCCUGCCGUGGCUCCAAGCGUCUCUGUACCUGGUCCUAAAACCUCCAUGAGGAGAUACUUUCCCAGGAAGCACAAGAGCUCCAACAACUAUGGAAGCUCUAGUCCAAGCUAUCACCAAGCAGAUUUUUCUAAUGCCAAAACUGGAGGUGAUUGGUUGAAAAACAACCAAUUUCCUAAAAAAUCUCAGUUUUCCUCAAACUCGUUAGAUGAACAGGUUGCUCCCCAUAGUCCAAAUCCUCUCAACGGCCACCAUGUAGCAAGUGAGAAAGCCAAAGGAAGUUCAAUCAAGAGGUUUAAGAAGCCACAGCUUCAAGACAAAGUUGGACCUUCUCAACAAGGUUCUUACGGGAAAAGUGCCUAUGUCAAAGCAUCACGAGUGCCUUUUGCAUCGUGGCUGUUUAUUCCGGAAGGACAAUCCAAGCAAACGGUGCAAAAUACUGCAGCAAAAGACUCUUACAAUGUAAACCUCAGCCCCAGUGACCAGAAAUCUGUAAACGUGCUAGUCCAGAAUCCCAGAGGUGGUAGACAUCACUUUCUACGCAAGCCAGUCAACUCAAACCGUAUGUUUUCCAAACUGCCUUUAAAUUCCCCUCUUGACAGUCUUGUCCGACACCAUCCGGCUCCUCUCAGUGUCCACAGACCAAAUCUCGCAGAGCAAACGCCGGACAUUCAUAAUCAACAAUCACACGAAAGGCUCGAGCGUAUCCCCAAUACUAUUUCUCAAAGGUUGGAUUCAGUUGCAUCCAGGAGGAGUUACCCCAAGCCCAAUAUGAAUGCCUACUGGAUGCGUGCCAUGCAACCGAAAAUGGCUCAGACAAACGGGAUCUAUCGACUCCCUAGUUUGCAGCGGCCGACAAGGAUAUUCCAUCAAGGGCUUCCUGUUUACAGAGGCCCAAGGAAGGCGAUACCACAAGGGAAAAAAUAUGGCUUCCAGUCCAGAAGCAGCUAUGAAAGGACUAACGUAGCUCACUCCAGGAGCCAGUACACACCACGUAAAAGAGUGUUUAUGAGAGCCCAGAGCGCUCAAGAGCCAUGGAUUCGUAAACAGCGCACCUUUACAAGCAGCAGACGAAUGAAGCUAUAACCUGAGGGGCAUGUUGUGAUGGCAAAUAAGUCCCUGCUGUCCAUAGGUAAGAAGUUGUGGAAUAUAUACGAUGCAAAAGAAUUUAAAAAAAAUCAUGGCACAUCACAAGUUAAUAUAUGCAGCGUGAAUAUUUAGACAAUCACCCUCACCGGAAACAAGAGCUUGUUAAUUUCUUCCUGUAACACGAGUAGGCUUUCUCAUAUUUCCGGAAAAUGGCCUGAUCAAAAAAAGAAAGUACACGUUACUGGAAAAAUGACAUUGCAUGUGACUGGACUUUUGAUUGACGCAUGUCACCUUGAG
This is a messenger RNA of Syngnathus acus (greater pipefish), 2173 nucleotides long. RefSeq lists its product as uncharacterized. The transcript is spliced from 4 exons. Lineage: Eukaryota; Metazoa; Chordata; Actinopteri; Syngnathiformes; Syngnathidae. Bases 242 to 1873 code for a protein of 543 amino acids. The record is from RefSeq and is a predicted model, not a curated record.